Microdochium trichocladiopsis is the source of this 855-nucleotide messenger RNA. Its product is annotated as mPR-typeG-protein-coupled receptor. Gene Ontology annotation, molecular function: signaling receptor activity. The transcript has 5 exons. Gene Ontology annotation, cellular component: membrane. Bases 1 to 855 code for a protein of 284 amino acids. Lineage: Eukaryota; Fungi; Ascomycota; Sordariomycetes; Xylariales; Microdochiaceae. The record is from RefSeq and is a predicted model, not a curated record.
AUGUCGCCCAUCACAAAAGUCAGCGGUGUACAGGGCCAACAAGGCCAACUGUCGUCCAAAGAGCUUAUGCUAUACCAUGAGAUUCCAUCGUGGCAACAGGAUAAUGAAUUUGUGCUGUCUGGAUACCGGCCAGUCUCCGGGUCUUUAUGUAGAUCACUACGCAGCGUUCUGUACAUGCACAACGAGACUGUUAACAUAGUCUCACAUGCGCUUGGUUGUAUCGCUUUCACCACUAUCCCCUUCUUUCUCCCUCCUAUGCAUCAUCCCAUAAUAUCGCGCUACUGCUUCGGAGUGGCCUUUUAUGAUUGUACUGACGUUGAGAACAUAUUCCACUUCGUGUCCAACCACAGUCGCAUGUGGGCCCGGGCCUGCAAUCGCCUCGAUUAUUUAGGCAUUGUGGUCCUCGUCUGGAGUGCUAACGCACCCGUGGUUCGUUACGCACUGUCAGGGCUCCCAGACCUGCAGAGAAUAUACAGCUUGAUCAAUAUCAUCACGGCUGCCAUGAGUGUAGGGUUCACAUUUGGCCAUCACUUUGGCCUUUCUGCCUUUAGAAAGUGGCGUGUACUUUUCUACAGCGCGUCCGGCUUGGGCUCACUCGCGUCACUGGUACAUGGCCUACAAAUUAAAGGCUGGGCCGUUCUGGGAAACCAACUGCCCCUUGGGUGGUUGGCUUGCACGAUGUCGCUUAAUCUCAUCGCCGCAGCUGCCUAUGCCUCCAGGAUCCCCGAGAGAUGGUUUCCAUAUAGGUUCGACCUUGUGGGAGCUAGCCAUCAGAUUUUCCAUGUCUUAGUUCUGGUAGCCACGUUCACACACCUAGCAGGCCUGCUUGCAGCUUCUCAAUCUGCCGCCAUGUGA